This is a messenger RNA of Malania oleifera, 2987 nucleotides long. RefSeq lists its product as uncharacterized. NCBI's taxonomy places the organism in Eukaryota, Viridiplantae, Streptophyta, Magnoliopsida, Santalales, Ximeniaceae. The record is from RefSeq and is a predicted model, not a curated record. Bases 1953 to 2846 code for a protein of 297 amino acids. The transcript is spliced from 2 exons.
GGAGCUCGAUCUUAUAGUGGUCGAGAAGAUGGAGGUAGUGGACGACAAUGGAUCAAUCCUGAUGCCCCUGAAGCUAGACUAAAGGCAAUGGAUCCUAUUUUAGAAAGAAGCAAGAGUGUGAAACAACCAAAACUCAACACAAAGUUACUGAAAGGUUUAAGAAGUAAAUUAGGAAAAGCGGUUGGAAAAUUCCUAAUUUAUAAUCGGAUUCCAGCGAAUGUAGCUGACUCUCCAUUUAUGCAGCCUAUGCUUGAUAUUGCUGCAGAGGUUGGAAAGGGGGUGAAGGGUCCAUCACCCUAUGAGAUAUCUGAAAUUUAUUUGGAGCAAGAGUAUCAAGAAAUGAAAAAUUAUAUAGCUUCUUUUGCUGGAAUUUGGAAGGAAAGAGGUGUAACACUUAUGUGUGAUGGUUGGUCAAGACCAACUAGAAAACACAUUAUAAACUUUUUAGUUUAUUGCGAUAGAGGCACCGUGUUUCAUAAAUCAGUUGAUGCCUCUGAUGUGCCAAGCAGAACAGCUGAAUAUUAUUUCAGGUAAUUUUCUAAUUUUAAUUGUAUAUGCAAAUAGUAUUAUGGACUUGCAUGUUUUUAAUUAAAUAGUAGUAAUUAUUGAAUAUAUAAUUUCAUUUCAGAUUAAUGGAUGAGGUGGUUGAAGAAAUUGGAGAGGAGAAUGUUGUCCAAGUAGUGACUGAUAAUGACGCUGCAAUGAAGGCAGGAGGAAAAUUAUUAAUGCAGAAGAGGCCCAAUCUCUAUUGGACAGCAUGUGCAGCUCAUUGCAUAGACCUUAUUCUUGAAGAUAUUGGUAAGAAAAGUAACGUGAAGAAGGUCUUAGAAGAUGCAAGAACAAUAACCUCAUUUAUUUACAACCACACAUGGACAGUGAAUUUUAUGAAGAAAUUCACAAAUAAUAGAGAGUUACUUCGCCCUGCCAUCACUCGAUUUGCCACAAAUUUCAUUGCUUUGGAGACUAUUGUCAGGCAUAAACAAGCACUAAGGGAAAUGUUUACAUCUGAUGCUUGGAAAAACUCAAGGUUUGGAAUGGCAAAAUCCGGCCCAGCAUAUGAUUCAAAGAAAAUUAUCUUAGGCAAAGAGUUUUGGCAAAAGGCCUCUGAUAUAAUUAAAGUGCAAGAACCCUUGGUGAAAGUUCUUAAAUUGGUUGAUGGUGAUUAAAAACCAACCAUGGGCUUCAUAUACGAGGCAAUUGAUAGGGCGAAGUUGACCAUUCAAAAAGAUUGCCGGUUUUACAAAGACUAUUGGAAAAUUAUUGACAACCGGUGGAGUUUUCAGUUGCACCAAGAUUUGCACGCUGCUGGUAAGUGUAAAUCAAAUACAAUUUCUUAUUAUUUUAACUUUUAAAUUAUGCAUAGUUGCAUUAGAAAACUAUUGAUUAAUAUGUUUCUAAAUUUAAUUGUAGGGUAUUUUUUGAACCCACAAUUUCUUUAUGGUGCCCCACCCUCUCCUGAAGUUGCUAGAGAAGUCAUGGAUGGAGUUAAAAAAGUGAUAACCAAGUUGGUACCCGAUAUAGAUACUCAAAUUCGGGCUAUUAAUCAAGUAAGUAUUGGUUCCAUUAAAUUGAAUAAUGAAUUGUUUUAGUAUUCUGUAAUACUUUCAAGAAUAAUUAUUAAUACAUCUAAUUAAUUAAUUAUAUUUCACAAUCAUCAUUUUUUAGUUGUUGCUAUAUCGAGAUAGGCAGGAGACUUUUGGAACCCCGUUGGCUCAAAGGGCAGUGAAACAAACAAAUCCUGCUGAAUGGUGGAUUCAUUAUGGCUUGUGUGCUCCUGAGCUCCAAAGAAUAGCAAUUAGAGUUCUUAGCCAGACCACAUCAGCUUCGAACUGUGAGCGUAAUUGGAGCACCUUUAGCCUCAUCCAUACGAAAACAAGAAAUAGAUUAAAGUACAUGAGACUACAAAAACUUGUUUUCGUACAUUACAACAUGAGGUUAAAGUUAGACGUACAAUGAGAAGAAGCCAACGAGAAAUUGAAGAGAGUUUCAAUCCUAUCAAUUUGGACUACAUUUUCGAAGAAGAUGAUCCUUUAAGUCAAUGGUUAGAGGAGAGAGAGACACCACUACUCGACGGUCAGGACAAUUCAAAUUGGUUAAAUGAAGAGGUUGGUGGUACUACAGAAGGAGGUGAUCAACCACCAAUAAACGCGCAUGAUGAUUCAGGUUCAAGCCCUGAACGUACACAAAGUGAUGACAAUCUUGGUUUGAGCCCACCAAGUGAUGAUGAUGGUAAUAGUGGUGCUGGAGCUGGGGUUGGGGGGGGUGGCAGUGGUGGUGGUGGAGGCGGCGGUGUAGAAUAUAAUUAUGGAUAUGAUACAGGGACAUCAUUUGGAAGGGAUAUAUAUCCUUCUGAUCCUUAUGGACUACAUGACAUACCUGAAAAUUAUGACUUGGGUAUUCCUCCAGGGAACCAAUCUUCACAACCCAGGAGAAGGAGGAGUGCUCGUGGUGACCCUAGCGAUUCUACUGAAGAUUCAUAUGGUGUGGUUCGUAGUUUUGGCGACUUUGGUUUAGAUGGUUCAUCAUCACAAUCAUUUGGAUCUCAUCCAGCAUAUCCACAUUAUGCAUCUCGUGACUCACAUUUUUAUCCCAGUGGAUUAGGAAUCUCAGGAUCUAGUGAGUCUUCUUCUACACACUACCCAGAGCCAGCCCCUGCCCCAACUUAUAGACAUUAUUCAGGAGAAUUUUCAUCACCAGUAUAUUUUCAAGAGCAACAACAAAAUGAUGCAAACUUGGGUUCAUUCAACUAUGUAUUUCCACAAGGAUGGGGAGAUAAUUUCCCAUCCCAAUCUCAAGAUACAGAUGCAAAUUAUGAAGACCCUCCACGUCAUUCUUUUUGGUGGUGACAUGUGUUAUAUUAUAAAUUUGUAAUAUUGUAUUCAUGUAUUUUCAAUUAUUUAUUGAUAUUUGAUAUUAAUCACUUUUUAAAUUCAUGUAUGUGUAAUGUGUAUAUUGAGUAUUAAGUCUAUUGAGUAUUGAUUCAUUUU